Puccinia triticina is the source of this 1245-nucleotide messenger RNA. RefSeq lists its product as uncharacterized. The record is from RefSeq and is a predicted model, not a curated record. The transcript has 4 exons. The coding region runs from base 1 to 1245 and encodes 414 amino acids. NCBI's taxonomy places the organism in Eukaryota, Fungi, Basidiomycota, Pucciniomycetes, Pucciniales, Pucciniaceae.
AUGAUCCCAUCAAAUUUGACAUAUUUGUUUCUCGCUCUGCAAAUUGUUCGAGCCAGUCAUCAAGCGCCGUCUUACAGCCUGCCAUCAGAAGAGUCGAUCACCGCCGCGGCACCAGGAAUACUCCGUAAUCGUGAUGGACAUUCUGGUUCCAGUCGUGCCGUAACGGAAGCUGCCCAGAGGCAGAUCGAGGGCAAGGGAAAGCACCUGCAGUCCAAUCAACACUGGCAAGAAGGAGUUAACAACGCAAAUCUGGAUAAUGCAAUUAGGCUAGAUCUCACCCCGCAGGUAGUGGAAAGCAAUGAUAUCCGUCAGCAAAUAUAUAAUUUUGGGAAUAUGUACCCUAAAGAUUACUUAAUUUGGGACAUCACUCGGAAAUUAUUAAACAUCCAUGAAGAUUGGAUUGGGAGUGCUGGAGAUUAUCCCAGAUUGGUAAAAGGAUGGAGAGCAUUAUUGAAAUUAAUUGAAGAAGCAGGCCGAUUGAAUUUGGACCGCAACCAUCCAUUAGUCAGAGGACGGUUGAUCUUCAUCGCGUCUUCCUUAGUAAAUUACCUGACAAAUGACAAUCUAACACCACCAGAAGUUCUCGAUGUCCUUUUACAAUGGCAAAGAGACAAUUUUCCGCGAGUCGUCAAGUCCUUCGUUGAAUCCGAAAUCCUCUUCGGUUGGUUGGAAUCGGAGAAACCUACUGUGUUCACCCCAACAAUAAAAUUUCUUAUGACUAACAGGAGUUUUAAACCCCUUAGAAGAUCCUUAAAAGCUCUUGAUGAUGAAGGUGAAGAUCGGGUUGUGUUUGCUUUUCUGUGUGCCAUGAUGGAGUUUUUGGAACGCGAAAGAAACAAGUGGAACAACACGCGACAUUUCUUUCACGAUUUCUUCCGUCCGUUCCUCAAGUCCAAAGACCCAUAUGGGAUGAUCCAAAAGUAUGACACUUGGGAUAAGAUGAUAAAAGCGGGCUCCAAUUUCUUCCAACAAGGAAACAUGGACCUUAUUGAGAAACAACUGAACGGGGAUGGUGGGAGGUGGCACCAGCUGGAACUUGUGACAGUUUACUUUUUUCUGAAGUAUGUUAAAAAUAUGAAGAAAGAAAACGUAGAGGAAGCUUCCAGGUUUGAAGAUUACUUAGAAGGGGAGCUAGACCGGCACAAAAAAUUCAUAGAAGAGAUAAUUCCAGGAUUUAAAAUUCACAAAUCAAGGAAAGUGAAAAAUAAUUCAACAGAAGCUUCAAAGAAGAGAGGAGAUUAUUGA